UUAAAAUUCAUCAUGAAUCAUUCUAAUUUUAAUUUUUAUGAUGCUUUUGAUUUUGAUGAUGACACUCUUGUGUUGGCUUUUCAAGUUGCUACUGCUGUAGUUGCUGAAGAAGAAUCGAAUAAUCAAGGGCGGAGAACAAGGUAUCGUGGCUCUAUUCCUGGUCAUAAUAUUGUCAAUCGUAAUAGAAAGGAAGUGGAAGCUCAUAAUUCAUAUUUCAAACAAAGGACAGAUGCUCUUGGUGUUCUUGGUUUAUCUUGCCUUCAAAAGAUAACUGCAGCUCACAGAAUACUUGCAUAUGGUAUUCCUGCAGAUCUUACUGAUGAAUAUCUUCGAAUUGGAGAAACCACUGCAAUAGAAAGUCUUAGAGCUUUCGUCAAAGCAAUCGUAGAAGUUUUUGGUGAUUGGUAUCUAAGGGCACCAAACGAGGCUGAUAUUUGUCGAUUAUUAUCAAUUGGAGAGCAGCGUGGGUUUCCAGGGAUGUUAGGGAGCAUUGACUGUAUGCAUUGGAAAUGGGAGAAAUGCCCAAUUGCAUGGCAUGGGAUGUAUACUGGUCAUUGUCGUGAACCAACUAUAAUUCUAGAGGCAGUGGCUUCACAAGAUCUUUGGAUAUGGCAUGCCUUUUUUGGAAUGCCUGGAUCAUUAAAUGAUAUUAAUGUUCUUGAUCGGUCACCUAUUUUUGCUGCACUUGCUGAAGGUCGUACUGCUCCUGUCAAUUAUACAAUUAAUGGGCAUGAAUAUACAAUGGGAUACUAUUUAGCAGAUGGGAUUUAUCCUAAUUGGUCAACCUUUGUUAAGACAAUCCCAAGACCAUUAGGAGCAAAGAGAAAAUAUUUUGCAAGCAAGCAAGAGUCUGCAAGGAAAGAUGUGGAGCGGGCAUUUGGGGUGCUCCAAUCUCGUUUUGCAAUUGUACGUGGACCUGUUCGAUACUGGGAUGAAGAAACGCUUGCAUAUAUUAUGAAAGCUUGCAUAAUAAUGCAUAAUAUGAUUAUCGAGGAUGAAGGAGCAAUGAACCUUAGAUUUGACCAUGAACAUGAAGUCAUUUCCUUUAUAUCAGUGUCACAUUGUGAAAUACCAGAACUACAUGAUUUUCUUCAAACUCAUAAUCGAAUUAGGGAUAGAGCUACUAGCUCUCAACUACAAGAAGAUUUGAUUGAACAUUUGUGGGAACAAUAUGGCAACGAGUAG
Populus euphratica (Euphrates poplar) is the source of this 1185-nucleotide messenger RNA. RefSeq lists its product as uncharacterized. Lineage: Eukaryota; Viridiplantae; Streptophyta; Magnoliopsida; Malpighiales; Salicaceae. Bases 13 to 1185 code for a protein of 390 amino acids. The record is from RefSeq and is a predicted model, not a curated record. The transcript is spliced from 2 exons.